Messenger RNA from Exophiala viscosa, 2717 nucleotides. Its product is annotated as FAD binding domain-containing protein. Lineage: Eukaryota; Fungi; Ascomycota; Eurotiomycetes; Chaetothyriales; Herpotrichiellaceae. The record is from RefSeq and is a predicted model, not a curated record. The transcript has 4 exons. The coding region runs from base 332 to 2461 and encodes 709 amino acids. Gene Ontology annotation, molecular function: FAD binding; oxidoreductase activity.
AUUCGAGGGACUUCGGAUUAAUACCACUCCCCAGCUCUUCCCUAUAAUACUUCGGGAAACCCCCCGUCUAUGCCCAAAGUCCAGGGUAAAUCAACAACGCAAUUCGAAGCAGCUGAUAUGGUUCUCGGCCAAUCUCUAACGACCAGACCUCGCUGACAAAGUGCACGAGAGAUCACGCGAGCCACCAAACUCAGAAGAAGGGCCAAGAACGCAAAUCUGUCUUAUUGUCGCAUGAGCCAGUAUCGAAUCCAAUCUCUAUCGACUCAAGCGGAAACAUAAGGUCCUCGCAACGGUGCUGUAGGAGACUCAUCCGACCAUCCAGACCUUCAACAUGGCCAACUUACCUUCCCACUCAUUAGUCGCACCCCUGCGCACUAGUUUGGCCUGGUCGUUGGCUCGUUCAAGUCACCUGUUGUCGAGACACAGCAAGGUCCUCUGUCGCUCGAUCUGUACCUCGCAAAGACGCUUCGACAAGACACCGACUACAAUUCACAGCCGCAAUGGAGCUAGCAACACUAGGAACUUGAUAGCGGCAAGCAGCUCGGCUCAUGUCAACAAGCUAAGCAACGGCACAGCACGUCGAACAUUUGCCUCAGUCCAAACGUCUCAGGAACCCACACUCGAGACCGAGUUCCUGGUUGUUGGUGCAGGUCCAGCUGGAGCAGCGCUGGCUUGCUUUCUGACGAGCUAUGGUUUGAAAGGCGUCAUGAUCAGCACUGCUCCCGGGACAGCUAACACUCCGCGGGCGCACAUCACGAAUAUGGCUGCAUUAGAGUGUCUGCGAGACAUUGGACUCGACAAAGAUCUGGAAGCUCUGGCUUCGAAGGGUGACGAACAUAUGAUUCAUACCCGAUGGUGCCACAGUAUGGCUGGCGAAGAGUAUGCGCGAAUUCAUUCGUGGGGCAACGGACCCGACAGAAAGGUCAAUGAAGAUGCCAGGCUCCAAAUAUUCAGGCCUUCCACUGACUUUCCAAUUCAGGGUGAAUAUGAGACUGCCAGUCCCUGUGGGCCAAUGGACCUGCCACAGACGCAGCUCGAGCCCGUCCUUGUCCGUUACGCCACAAUGAACGGAUUCAAGACAAGAUUCGACACGACACUCCUGUCCUUCGAGACGGAUUCUGACACAGGACUUAUCACGGCAAAUAUACGCGAUAACCUCUCUGGUCAAGAGUAUCAAGUCCGUACCAAGUACCUAUUCGGAGCCGACGGUGCGCGUAGCCAGGUUGUAAAGCAAUUGGAUCUGCCGCUCUCCGUCAAGCCAGGUCAGGGAAUGGCGAUCAAUGUGUUGGUCAAGGCCGAUCUAUCACAUCUAGUCGAGCACCGAAGAGGUAAUCUGCAUUGGGUGAUGCAGCCUGACAAAGAACAUCCUGAUUUCGGCUGGAUGGGCAUUGUGCGAAUGGUCAAGCCGUGGAACGAGUGGAUGUUCAUCCUGUUCCCGACACGAGAGUGCGAUUUCCAGAUCUCCCCAUCGAAGGAAGAAUACCUGCAGCGAGUCAGAGACUUUAUUGGUGACGACACGCCGGCGGAGAUCCUUGACGUCUCGAAGUGGUUUAUCAAUGAGAUUGUGGCAGAGGAGUAUUCCCAGGGAAACAUUUACUGCAUGGGAGAUGCUGUCCACCGACAUCCUCCCUUCAACGGCUUGGGAAGUAACACAUGUAUCCAAGAUGCCUUCAAUCUAGCCUGGAAGGUCGCCUACGUUCAUCGCGGCCUCGCCGACCCUUCAUUGCUGUCCAGCUAUAGCACCGAGCGGCAGCCCGUCGGCCGACAAAUCAUCACACGGGCCAACGACGGGUUCAGAGAACAUUUUAACGUGUGGCAGGCACUGGGCAUGCUCUCAGAGGACGUGGAGAGCCGUAAGCAGGUCCUCGCGGAAUUGACUGCCCCAACGCCCACAGGCCGUGAACGAAGACAGGCAUUCCAGGCCGCCAUUAGCAACACUUGCCACGAGUUCCACGGCCUCGGCGUUGAAAUGAACCAAGUCUAUUCCGGACCAGGCGUGUAUUCCGCCGACGAAGCAGUACCCUUCAAACACUCCGGACCUGCGGCUGAAGAUCCGGUCCUCUACUACGAGAAGAGCACGUACCCGGGAUGUCGUCUUCCUCAUGUGUGGCUGAACACAACCACUCCUACCGAGCCCAAGUCGACGAUUGAUCUCGCUGGACACGGCGCCUUUACGCUGUUCACAGGCAUUGGAGGCGAGCACUGGCGUGAGGCGGCGAAGAAAGUAUCUGCUGAACUCGGAGUGCCCGUUGAAGUCCACUCGAUUGGGUUCCGAGAGGAGUGGGAGGAUGUUUACUUUGACUGGGAACGGGUGCGAGGAGUGGAAGAGUCUGGCGCGGUGUUAGUCCGACCAGAUCGCUACGUCGGUUGGAGAGCACCAACAGUCUUGGAGAGUGAAGAGGCAUGUGAGUCGAAACUGUCGACUGUGCUAGCCUCGAUCCUUGGCCGCAAAACUAGUUGAGCUGGGGACCUAUAAGCUGUUGUUGAGACACAAACGGCCCGAUCGUGGUGACUUUGUCCGAGCGGCUUGUACAAGAGCAUAGUAUGUGAUUAUCUAAGGGUAUAACGGCGUAUGGCUCAGAGAUUGGAAGCUCAUGGAUGCAACUGAGGCAGAUGCUCGCGUUGGGUACAGUGAAGAGCUUUGGACAAUGAUUUGAAUGAUCUGUCAAAUAUGUAGUGCCUGCCUAGUAGAAAAGCAACAAUUUCCCGGUUCGUAC